GCCGAGUGCUCUUGAGUCCGUGUCGCUUUGGGGAUAGGUAGAAUACAAGGGCUGCUGCUAUGCAGAAGUCUGCUACAGCUGAGGUAAUCAAGCCAGCACGGAUACUCCAACCGAAAUUUUUCUCGUAAAGCGCGAUAUUGCGGCUGCCGUCAUGAAGUGCACCAUACGUGGUCACGAUGCCCAAGGCCAACCUUGCCAGGCACAGAAGCGAACAUAUCGCAGUGACGAUAUAAGAGCGGCCGAGGACCCAGACUCUGACGGUAAAGAAUGCUUGGCAAGCGCACCCUACCACCGUGGAAAAAGCAGUGUUGAUUUCCAGAGACCACACCCCGGUCGUCAGGACUUGGGGUUUGAAGUAGUUCUCGAUUGUAUAGAAGUAGGCGGUGUGCGCGAUGAUUGCACAGUGUGCGCCAUCGAGAACCCACAACGUCGA
Molecule: messenger RNA, 433 nt
Organism: Punctularia strigosozonata HHB-11173 SS5
Lineage: Eukaryota; Fungi; Basidiomycota; Agaricomycetes; Corticiales; Punctulariaceae
Exons: 3
Source: RefSeq, a predicted model, not a curated record